Messenger RNA from Carassius carassius (crucian carp), 1263 nucleotides. RefSeq names its product 5-hydroxytryptamine receptor 1F-like. The transcript has a single exon. The record is from RefSeq and is a predicted model, not a curated record. Gene Ontology annotation, molecular function: G protein-coupled serotonin receptor activity; neurotransmitter receptor activity. Gene Ontology annotation, biological process: chemical synaptic transmission; G protein-coupled receptor signaling pathway, coupled to cyclic nucleotide second messenger. NCBI's taxonomy places the organism in Eukaryota, Metazoa, Chordata, Actinopteri, Cypriniformes, Cyprinidae. The coding region runs from base 1 to 1119 and encodes 372 amino acids. Gene Ontology annotation, cellular component: plasma membrane; dendrite.
AUGGACCCCAUUAACUGCUCAUCAGUGGAUCUCUCUGAUGUUCUGGCCAGCAAGAUGAGUCCCAGUAAGAUCCUCCUCUCCCUGACCCUCUCCUUCCUGGCUGUGGCAACCACCGCCAUCAACUCCAUGGUCAUCACUGCCAUCCUGAUCACCCGCAAACUCCACCAACCAGCCAACUACCUCAUCUGUUCGCUGGCUGUGACGGACCUUCUAGUAGCUGUUCUGGUGAUGCCUGUCAGCAUUGUGUACAUUGCAGAAGAGACGUGGGUUCUCGGUCCGAUCGUGUGUCACCUUUGGUUGGGUGUCGACGUUACAUGCUGCACUUGCUCAAUUUUACACCUAGCCGCCAUUGCGCUUGAUCGAUACCGUGCCAUUACAGAUGCCGUGGCCUAUUCCCAGAAACGCACAUAUAAAAGAGCAAUCAUAACCAUUUUGGCCCUUUGGACACUGUCUGUGCUGGUGUCUCUACCACCUUUAGUGUGGAGGAAAUUUCCUGUGGAACACAAGGAUGGGGAAAGGGAAGUCAUGGACUGCUUGAUUGAGCACGACCAUGUGGCUUUCACUGUCUACUCCACUUUUGGAGCAUUCUAUAUUCCACUGACCCUCAUUUUGGUUCUUUACUACAAGAUCUACAAGGCGGCGGAGAUGCUGCGUAACCGUCGAGGGAGCAGCCGUUUAGUCAAACAGACAGUGAACAGCGUCAUGAUUUCUGGAAUGAGCUCCGAUAAAGACAUCGCCCUCAGUCCUGACUCAUUCUGUCCAGUCGAGAAGUCAUUUUCAGAUCCGUCGACAGAUGGGGAAAGGGUGCGUUUUACUUCUUCUUCUUCAGGUAAUCUCAUCAAGGUCCGCAGGAACCCUGGGGCCAGGGAGAGACGGGCGGCUUUGACAUUAGGACUAAUCUUGGGAGCCUUUGUGGUUUGUUGGUUGCCGUUCUUCCUGAAGGAGGUGAUUGUGAAUAUUUGCCCGAACUGCAGCACUUCCGCUGUACUUGCAGAUUUCCUCACCUGGCUCGGGUACCUCAAUUCCCUCAUCAAUCCGUUAAUAUACACCAUCUUUAAUGAGGACUUUAAGAAAGCAUUUAAAAGACUCCUGCCCCUCUGCUGCAGCAAUAUCCUGUGAAACUGACUGGGAGGUAAAGAAAAAUAUGUGGUUUUAAGAGACAUAACUUGCAAAUAACAAUGACAAUCCUGUCUUACUCUAAAUCACUGGACUUCUGCAAGAAAGAUCCUCCUCUCCCUGAACCUCUCAUUCCUGGCUGUGGCA